UUAGCUUCUUAAAUGUAUCCAGAGGUUUGAGGGAAACGAUACACUGCGAGCUUUCGGACUUUUAAAAAGAUUGGUAUAUCUAUAACAAGCUGCCUUCGAGGUCUUGUUGUCUGUGAGCAGAAACUUGGGCACUUACGUUACCAGACGCACUGACGGUAACUCAUUUAACGUAAUUAUCAACGGCUGCUGAAGACUUGGACCUUUAAAAGUCUUCACCACUGUCAAGAGGAGUUUUAUUAUGAGGUUUUUCUACAUUUCGGCAACGAACACAGCGUAACUGUAAGUAAGCAUUAACAAUGGUAGCUACUCUGCUGAGUGGUGUAGCGUAGAAGCUGCGUAAAACAGGAGCGAAAAGAGCCGGGCAGGUAGACGGGCUGCUACUCCGUUGCGAUGGGCAACCGUGGGAUGGAGGAGCUGAUCCCGCUGGUCAACCGCCUGCAAGAAGCCCUGAGCGGCGUGGGACAGAGCUGCAGCCUCCAUCUUCCGCAGAUCGCGGUUGUGGGCGGACAGAGCGCAGGAAAAAGCUCCGUCCUGGAAAGUUUUGUGGGCAGAGACUUCCUUCCACGUGGUUCAGGAAUUGUCACUCGCAGACCUUUAAUUCUUCAGCUGCUCAGUGCUGACACUGAGUACGGUGAAUUUCUCCAUUGUAAGGAAAAGAAUUUCACAGACUUUGAUGAGAUUCGCCAGGAGAUAGAGGCAGAGACGUGCAGAGUCACAGGAUCUAAUAAGGGCAUCUCUCCUAUCCCCAUUAGCCUACGGAUAUAUUCACCACAUGUGCUGAACCUGACUCUUGUGGACCUGCCCGGCAUCACCAAGUUGCCUGUGGGUGACCAGCCAGCAGAUAUAGAGUACCAGAUACGAGACAUGAUCAUGCAGUAUAUCUGUAAGGAAAACUGUCUCAUUCUGGCUGUCACGCCUGCCAACACUGACCUGGCCAACUCUGAUGCACUGAAACUGGCCAAAGAUGUUGACCCACAGGGCCAGCGUACAAUAGGCGUAAUCACUAAACUGGACCUGAUGGAUAAAGGAACAGAUGCCCGCGAAAUACUAGAGAACAGGUUGCUUCCCCUACGCAGAGGUUACAUAGGAGUGGUGAACCGCAGUCAGAAGGACAUUGAUGGGAAAAAGUAUAUUAAGGCAGCUCUGCUUGCAGAGGAAAAGUUCUUCCUGUCCCACCCGGCCUACAGACACAUGGCUGCAAGCAUGGGCACACCAUAUUUACAAAAAAUCCUCAACCAGCAACUGACAAACCACAUUCGAGACACUCUGCCAGCCUUCCGCAGUCGUCUGCAGAACCAGCUUCUGGCUGUGAACAAAGAGGCUGAAGAGUACAAACAAUAUAAUCCUGAUGACCCUGCAAGCAGGACCAAGACACUUCUACAGUCAGUUCAGCGCCUGGCUGUCGACUUUGAGAAGCUAAUCGAAGGCUCAGGGGACAAAAUAGACACCAUUAAUCUGUCAGGAGGUGCAAAGAUAAACCGAAUCUUCCAUGAGCGCUUCCCCUAUGAACUGGUCAAGAUUGAGUCUGAUGAGGGGAAGCUGCGGCAGGAGAUCACCUAUGCCAUCAGAAACAUCCAUGGUGUCAGGACAGGUCUGUUCACUCCUGACAUGGCCUUUGAAGUGAUAGUCAAGAAACAGAUAACAAACCUAAAGGGGCCGUGUAUUCAAUUUGUGGAUCUGGUCAGUCAAGAACUAUUCACCACUGUGUACCAGUGUGUCAACAAGCUUAGUUCCUUUCCCAAACUGCAAGAUGAAACAGAGAAAAUUAUAACCACUGAAAUUCGGGAGCAAGAGAGUAAAUGCAGAGAUCAGAUCUUGUUGCUCAUCGACAUACAGCUUGCGUACAUAAAUACCAAACACGAAGAUUUCAUUGGCUUUGCGAAUGCCCAGCAGAUGUACAACCAAAGCAAUAAGAAGAUUGCUGUAGGGAUUGCAGGAAACCAGGGUGUGGCCCCUCUCUCAAGUCUAAUAGUCAUACGCAAGGGCUGGCUGAUCGUCAACAACAUCGGCAUCAUGAAAGGUGGAGCCAAGGAGUACUGGUUCAUUCUCACUGCUCAGAGCCUGUCCUGGUUCAAGGAUGAUGAGGAGAAGGAGAAGAAGUACAUGCUUCCUCUGGACAACUUAAGGCUCAGAGACGUGGAGAAGGGUUUCAUGUCCAGCAAAUUCGUCUUUGCUAUCUUCAACACACAGUCAAGGAACGUGUAUAAGGACUACAAAUCUCUGGAGUUGGCCUGUAACACUCAAGACGAGCUGGACAGCUGGAAGGCUUCUCUGCUCCGGGCCGGAGUCUACCCUGAGAAAGUCACCGGAAAUGGAGCUGUGGACAGCUUCAUAGACCCCCAGCUGGAGCGCCAGGUGGAAACCAUUCGUAACCUGGUUGACUCCUACAUGGGCAUCAUCUACAAGACCAUCAGGGACAUAAUGCCGAAGGCAAUCAUGCACCUCAUGAUCAACAACGUGAAAGAGUUCAUUAGCUCGGAGCUUCUGGCCCAACUCUACGCUCUGGGAGAAUGCUCAGCACUGAUGGAUGAGUCACCGGAGCAGCAGCGGCAUCGGGAGGAAGUGCUCUGCAAACACACUGCCCUGAAGGAGGCGCUCGCUGUCAUUGGAGAGAUCUCCACCUCUACCUGCUCCACCCCCCUGCCUCCACCUGUAGACUCUUCCUGGAUACAGACCUCCAGCCCUAAAAAGCCAAUGACUCGUGGCCAUGCCCCACCUGCUCCUCGGGUUCCUGCUCACACUGGACGCAAUGCUUCCCCGAGUACUGAUGGCUUUCAGCAGCUCACAGGCCAAUUCCCUCGUGCUCCAUCUUCUGUUCCAAGGAGGCAUCCGCCAGCAAUCCCAAAUGUGAAAUAACGGUCCAUAUGGUUCAGAACUCCAUUACCCAUCUGCCCCAGUGAUCCUUCCAGCUGCAGCUGACUGCUACCCCAGAGACAACCCUGACCUGUGUGAUGUGUAAUCCAGCUGAAGCACUACGCUGAGCUUCUCUGCGACUCCUCUGGGAGCUGCAGUCUGCAAAAUUCACUGAGUCUCGAGUCUGUUUUGUACAUAUUAUCACUGGCUAUAAAUGCUGGAAUGUGCUCGACUGUCUGUUGACUUUACUCUAGUGCCUAAAACGCUGUGUAAAUAAAAAUACCAGUUAUUCUACAAUAAGAGGAAAUACAUGCACUAUUUUUUACUGUUUUUGAAUAAACAGGUGUCUUUAUUUUUUGAA
Molecule: messenger RNA, 3214 nt
Organism: Scomber scombrus (Atlantic mackerel)
Lineage: Eukaryota; Metazoa; Chordata; Actinopteri; Scombriformes; Scombridae
Gene: dnm3a
Product: dynamin 3a
Exons: 21
Coding region: 391-2856 (821 amino acids)
Cellular component (GO): microtubule; cytoplasm; membrane
Molecular function (GO): microtubule binding; GTPase activity; GTP binding
Source: RefSeq, a predicted model, not a curated record